Molecule: messenger RNA, 543 nt
Organism: Corylus avellana
Lineage: Eukaryota; Viridiplantae; Streptophyta; Magnoliopsida; Fagales; Betulaceae
Product: ankyrin repeat-containing protein BDA1
Molecular function (GO): protein binding
Source: RefSeq, a predicted model, not a curated record
AUGGAUGAGAGUUUGAGGGAUGCUGCUCAACAAGGAAAUAUUGAUGCUUUGUACUCUUUGAUACGGAGAGAUGCAUAUGUUUUGGAUACAAUCGAUAGAAUUCCAUUUGUUGAGACUCCUUUACACAUAGCAGCAUCUGCGGGACACACCCAGUUUGCCAUGGAGAUCAUGAGAUUAAAGCCGACAUUUGCUAGGAAGCUCAAUCAAGAUGGUUUCUCCCCUACGCACCUUGUUUUGCAAAAUAAUCAAACCCAAGUGGUGCUCCUGCUACUUGAUGCGGAUGAAGACCUUGUUUGUGUCCAAGGAAGGGAGGGUGUGACUCCUUUGCAUUAUGUAGCUGAAAUAGGAAACGUCCAUCUUUUGGCUGAAUUUCUAAAAGCAUGCCCCAAAUCUAUUGAAUAUGUAACGAUUCAUAGAGAGACUGUCCUGCAUAUUGCCCUCAAAUACAACAUGUUCGAUGCUUUUCGGCUCUUGCUGGGAUGGCUUCAGCGGGCUUGGUUUAGAAAUGCCUCGUUGUGGGAGAAGAAGUUGCUCAACUGGUAG